Messenger RNA from Erythranthe guttata (spotted monkey flower), 1841 nucleotides. Its product is annotated as Cupredoxin superfamily protein. NCBI's taxonomy places the organism in Eukaryota, Viridiplantae, Streptophyta, Magnoliopsida, Lamiales, Phrymaceae. Gene Ontology annotation, molecular function: oxidoreductase activity; copper ion binding. The record is from RefSeq and is a predicted model, not a curated record. Gene Ontology annotation, cellular component: extracellular region.
UUUAUUAAUCAUUGUCCUAAUUAAAAUGGUGGAGUUUUUCAAUACUAGUUUGAUGAAACUCGUUAUUACACUUUGCGUGCUCGUUAUUUCCGUUACGGUCCCGAUAGUCGAGGCGAAGAUUCGGCACUACAAAUGGGAAGUGAAGUACGAGUUCAAAUCCCCCGAUUGUUACAAGAAACUCGCGAUCACAAUCAACGGACGAACUCCCGGCCCGAGCAUCGUCGCUCAACAGGGAGACACAAUUGUUGUCGAGCUCAAGAACAGCUUGCUUACUGAAAAUGUUGCAAUCCAUUGGCAUGGCAUUAGACAGAUUGGUACACCUUGGAUGGAUGGUACAGAAGGGGUGACUCAGUGCCCAAUUUUACCUGGUGACACUUUUAUCUACAAAUUUGUAGUUGACAGACCUGGGACAUAUUUGUAUCAUGCACAUUAUGGUAUGCAAAGAGAAGCCGGUUUAUACGGGUCGAUCCGCGUAUCGCUUCCCGACGGAGAAUCGGAGCCGUUUCGUUACGAUUACGAUAGAAGCAUAAUUCUCAAUGAUUGGUACCACAGGAACACUUAUGAACAAUCUACUGGUCUUUCUUCUAAACCCUUUGUUUGGGUUGGAGAGCCUCAGUCAAUUUUGAUCCAAGGUAGGGGAAGAUUCGAUUGCGGCACACCCGGGAUUGCAUCCGGGCUAUGCAACGCGACGAACCCGGAAUGUGCACCUUACACUUUAACGGUUGUACCGGGGAAAACUUACCGCCUCCGGAUCGGAUCCCUCACCGCGCUAUCGGCAUUGAGUUUCGAAAUCGAGGGCCAUAAUAUGACUGUAGUCGAAUCCGACGGUCACUACGUCGAGCCGUUCGUUGUGAAGAAUCUAUUCAUCUACUCGGGCGAAACCUACUCUGUUCUGAUCAAAGCCGAUCGAGACCCUUCUAGAAACUAUUGGGCUAGUGCCAAAAUAGUCAGUCGAAAUAGCACGACCCCUAACGGCUUAGCCGUUUUGAACUACUAUCCUAAUCACCCGAGAAGAAAACCUGCAUCAAAUCCCCCUGUGGGCCCGCAGUGGGACGAUAUUGUCCCUAGACUGGCCCAGAGCUCGAAAAUCAAGUCCCACCGCGGCUUCAUCCACGCCCCCCCUCUUACGUCGGAUCGCGUGAUCGUCAUGCUCAACACGCAGAACGAGAUCGACGGCCACCGUCGGUGGUCGGUCAACAACGUCUCGUUCAGCCUCCCGCACACGCCCUACUUGAUCGCGUACAAGCAUAACAUGCUGCACGCGUUCGAGCAGAGGCCGCCGCCGGACAAUUACGACUCGAAGAACUACGAUAUUUUCAGCGUGCAGAAAAAUUCCAACGCCACCGCUAGCAACGGCGCGUAUAGAUUGAAGUUCAACACGACGGUGGAUAUCGUACUGCAGAAUGCGAACACGAUGAAUAAGAACAAUAGCGAGACACACCCGUGGCAUCUCCACGGCCACGAUUUCUGGGUCGUGGGCCAUGGGUCGGGUAAAUUUGAUUCAAUUGAGGAUCCGAAGAGAUACAACUUGGUCGACCCGAUUAUGAAGAAUACAGUCGCGGUCCAUCCGUUCGGAUGGACCGCACUGCGAUUCCGGGCCGAUAACCCGGGUGUUUGGGCUUUCCAUUGCCAUAUAGAAUCCCAUUUCUAUAUGGGAAUGGGUGUGGUUUUUGAAGAAGGGGUAGAAAAGGUAGGAAAAUUGCCAUCAUCUAUUAUGGGAUGUGGUGAAACCAAAGGUUACAUUAGACCUUAAAAUUAAAUUUUAGUUACUCCUUUUCUUUUAUAUGUUAUUUGCCAUUUUAUUUUCAUGUAAAUAUCAUUCAUUAAAGUCCAUUUGUUUA